Molecule: messenger RNA, 2619 nt
Organism: Chaetura pelagica (chimney swift)
Lineage: Eukaryota; Metazoa; Chordata; Aves; Apodiformes; Apodidae
Gene: RUSC1
Product: RUN and SH3 domain containing 1
Exons: 9
Coding region: 1-2619 (872 amino acids)
Cellular component (GO): cytoplasmic vesicle
Molecular function (GO): protein binding
Source: RefSeq, a predicted model, not a curated record
AUGCUGGCUCCUACAAAAGGCCUGCUGUGCAACCUCAACCACAUCCAUCUGCAGCACAUCUCCCUGGGGCUGCAUCUCUCCCGGCACCCAGAGCUCCAGGAGACCUCUGCCUCCAUGGGUGGGAGAGACCAGACUGGCUGCACCAACUGCCCAGAGAACUGUGAGCAAGUGGAUGCCAAUUCCAACAGUCCCUCCUUGAAAUGCCAGUGUUGUGAGUCCCAUACUCAGCAGCUGGUGACAUUGGGUCUCCAGAAUCAGGCAGCUCCAGAGGAUUUCCCCUGCCUGCAUGCUGGAGAGGAGGUGGUUUCCCCUUGCGAUCCCCAUUGCGAUCUGGCUUCCUCCUCCUCCUCCUCGUCCGUCAGUAGCUGCUCAGAUUUCAGCUUGGAUGACUCCCCGGUCUCUGUGUACUGCAAAGGGUUCUCCAGAGAAGAGUCCAAAUCCCCUGAAAAUCAGCCCAACAUCAUUCCCAUAGAAGACAGCCAGGAUGACCAGUCAUUGGCAGACCAGAGUAGGACAUGUGGUGGAAGAGAUGCUAACCUCAACCACUCAGUGCUCCAGAGAUCAGACACCGUGACUGGAGAAAGCCCAGACAGCCUCUGCAGCGGCACCUCACUUGACUCCCAGGGCAAUGAGACCUCUCCCAGCACGGCGGUGCAGGAGGCCACCAGCAUCUAUGCCAACCGAGACCCUAACUGCAACUCCCUGCCCAACACUGAUGCAGUGUCUCCGGCACCACCUGUGCCAGCACGGUGUGAUCCAGCUCUGAGCAGCACUCCUGAGCUGCAGCCCUGGGCUGGCAGCAUCCCCCCACCAGUGCCCCCCCGGCCCCGCAGACGGCUGCAGGUUCUCAGUGCACACAGAGCGGAGCAGCCGCUCCUGCCUGCGCAGCCAGAGCCCAGCUCGGGCAAACUGUGCAGAGAUGUGGGCCAGAGGACCAUCACCUCCUUCCAUGAGCUUGCCCAAAAGAGGAAGAGAAACGCUGUUGGGCCUGCCCAGGCCAGGGCUGACAGGAGCGACUGGCUGAUUGUGUUCUCACCUGACACAGAGCUGCCACCCCCCAGUGAGCUCCUCUCCAGUGCCAUGGGCCAGGAGCCAACCCGGCCUCAGCUCCCGCAUGACUGGGCUGUGAAAGCGCCCAGCUCCAGGCAGAGAGAGGUGACCACGUUCAAGGAGCUGCGGUACCGCAACGCCUCCAGUAAGCCCAAGGGCCAGCCAGCUGCAGAGCGGGCAGAACCAGCGGCAGCUCCACACCCACCCGCACCCCUUGACAUGGCUGCAGGCAGUGAUGGCUCAGGCUGGAUGCCACCCAUGCCUCUGGGUGGACACUUGCUGGCACCUAGGGAGAGCCACCAGCUGAAAAGAAGAAGGGCCCGACUGGGGCUGCAGCCCAUUGUAGAGGGACAGCCAGGGGACCCGGAGGAAGGGGAGCUGCCAGCCCGAAGUGGCCUCCCAGGAGAGAAGGGGCUGGGCUCUGGUUGUGAUAAAGCCACCCUAGUCUGGGGGCUCGGGGAACCUGAAGGGGACCCCUGGGUGCCGGGGACAGUCAAAAGAAGAGAUGAGAUCUGCAAGGAGGCCCUGCUGAUCGCCCUCAGCGCCGCCGUGGACAAGAUGAUCGACCACUUCAGCACCGCGCGGAACCUGGUGCAGAAGGCCCAGCUGGGGGACAGCCGGCUCAGCCCAGAUGUGGGGUACCUGCUGCUGCACACCCUCUGCCCUGCGCUCUAUGCCUUGGUGGAGGACGGGCUGAAGCCCUUCCAGAAGGAUGUUAUCACAGGCCAGAGGAAAAACUCCCCCUGGAGCGUGGUGGAAGCCUCGGUGAAGACAGGCCCCAACACCCGCUCUCUCCAGUCCCUCUGCUGGCAUGUGGCCAGGCUGGCCCCUCUCAGCAGCACCAGACAGAAGUUUCAUGCCUUUAUCCUUGGCCUUUUGAACAUUAAGCAGCUAGAGCUGUGGAUCUCUCACCUGCAGAAGAGCCCAGGUGUCAUCUCGACGCUCUAUUCUCCCGUGGCCUUCUUUGCACUGAGUCAAGGCCUUCUUCCCCACCUUGCUGAUGAACUGCUGCUGCUCAUCCAGCCCCUCUCAGUGCUGACUUUCCACCUUGACCUGCUCUUUGAACACCACCACCUCUCUGUAGAUGUGCGACCGUUGUCCCGUCAGCUGGAGUCACCCCCGUCUCCUGCCCCUGUCUUGCAGCAAACCUUCCAGCAUGUGCUGCGGUGGGGUGGCCAGCUCAGUCGCACCUUCCUGGGAGCUGACAGCAUCCCAGAGACCCACAGGCCCCAGGCAGCCCCUCCAGACACUGAGGCUGGCCUCAGUGGCUGGAGACCCUCUAGCUGGCUGUCUCCCAGCACACAUGUCAUGGCCGUGGUGGUGAAGGGGCUGACAUCUGAUAAGACCUGUGAUCAAGAGAAGCCAGAGAGGAGCACGUCUGACACACCCCAGACCCAGAGGGCUGUUCGGGCACUGUGUGACCACACGGGUGCUGCUGAUGGUCACCUGAGCUUCCAAAAAGGAGACAUCCUGCAGCUGCUCUCCACUGUGGAUGAAGACUGGAUUUGCUGCUGCCAUGGAAACAGCACUGGCCUAGUUCCUGUUGGCUACACAUCCCUUGUUUUGUGA